AUUAUUAAUUAUCCAACCUGCGCAUGCACGCACACGCACGCACACACACUUUUGUGUGUGUUUUCGGUCCAGAGUUUUUCAAUGAAGCGUUUCUUUGGGUUGGUGCUGGAGCGACUGGUGUUCCUGUCUAAGAGCCUCAAACUGAGCAAAUGCAGCAAACAGAAGAAGAAGAAGAAGCUGAAAUCCAGGAAAAACAAACCAGUGGUGAUCCUGACAGUUUACCUCAAUGACACCCAGCAGAUGCUAACUGAGGUCCCAGUCACUCCAGCUACCAGGGUGAUUGACGUGGUCGAAUACUGCAAAGAAGCCGGGGAGGGGGAGUGUCACCUAGCAGAAGUAUGGAAUGGGCAUGAGCGAGUUCUCCCUCUGGAGUUGUUACUGUUGGAUCUUCUCCAGCAGUGGGGAGCCAGGAGGCCAGAGGUCAGCUUCUACCUCAGACACUGCCCCUCCUGGACGCAAGGAAGUCAGCAGCCUUUGGAGCAGAGCUGGACCACAGAGGCAACAGAGAGUGCUAAUGACAGGGUUCCCCGUGUGGAGCUGACCCUCUCUGAGCUCCAGGAAAUGGCGACAAGACAGCAGCAACAAAUAGAGGCUCAGCAACAGAUGUUGGUCGCCAAGGAGCAGAGACUGAGGUAUCUUCACCAGGGAGGCAGAGCUAACCAGGGUCAGACACAGUCUGAAGCCGAGAAGCUGCAGCGCCUGAAGGAGCGAGUGGAGACUCAGGAAGCCAAGCUGAAGAAGAUCCGAGCCAUGAGAGGACAAGUGGACUACAGCAAACUGAUCAACGGAAACCUCUCUGCAGAGAUUGACCAUGUCAGCAGCCUGUUUCAGGAGAAGCAGGCAGAACUGCAGUCCGCCGUGGUCAGAGUCGACCAGUUGACCCAGCAGUUGGAGGAUUUGAGGAGAGGGCGCCUUCAGCUGCACUCUGUUGCACCAGCUCAGGGGGCGCCCGCCGGGUCCCAGGGCGCACCAGCUGGCCAGAAAGGGUCACCCCUGUCUGGUCCUGCAGCCCUGGAGCUGAGGAAGCUCUACCAGGAGCUGCAGGCUCGUAACCGCCAUAACCUGGAGCAGAGCAGCAAGCUGGCCCAGAACAAGGAGCUGCUGAACAAGAGGAAUGCCCAGGUGACAGUGAUGGAUCAACGCAUCGGAGACCUGAGGGAACGACUGCAUAAGAAGAGAGCAGAACUGAGUCGUAUGAAUGGAGGAGGCCUCUCCUCCCCUCAGACCUCUUCCCAUCCAGGUGGUGGAGUUUCGGGUCGAGUGGCGGCUGUCUGCCCCUACAUCCAGGUUCCAGCUGAUGGGAGACAGGAGGCGGGGUACAACCUGCCAGCUGACCCACCGGCCAAACCCACCCCGCUCAGCCACAUCCGCUCCCUCUCAGCUAAUGAAGCGUCAUGGCCUAGCAUCAGUAAGAGUGUGUCAGAUUGGAAGACCAACAGUCCAGAACAGCAUCCCUCUGGUUAUGGUACCUACCCCAGUGCCACCCACCAGGCGGCAGGGCAUCACUGUGCCACCAGCUCCCUGCCCCGCUCUGCCCCUGGUACACUGGGCUGGCCCCGAUCCAGUGCCACCUCAUCCUCCUCUUCGUCAUCUUCCUCUUCACAACAAAUACAGCAACGUAUCUCUGUCCCUCCAAAUUCGAGCCAAGGCUCUGCCUCCACCUCCCAACCAUCUCCCUUGUCCCCACAAACAGAACGAACAGACCCCCCACCAGCGGUGGCAGUUCGUCCCUACGUCCCGGACCACCCCUCCAGGCCCCAGUCCCCCAGGAAGGGUCCCGCCACAAUGAACAGCAGCUCCAUCUACAGCAUGUACCUCCAGCACCCUCAGGCCAAAAACUAUGGAUCUCUCAGCAACAGGACGACUGUCAAAGCAGUCUACGGCAAACCCAUCCUCCCCACCUCCUCCACCUCUCCGUCCCCUGUCCCUUUUCUCCAGGGAGGAGGAGUAAGAGCAGGAGGAGAGGAUGUUACAGAUAAAGAAGGAGGGAAAGGAGGAGGAGGCGAGAGCAGUGACGGGCAAAUCCUGCCUCCACCCAGCGUGGACAACAUCCCUCGUCCCCUCAGUCCCACGAAGCUCACCCCAGUCGCCCACUCCCAGCUACGUUACCAGAGUGACGCUGACCUGGAGGUUCUCCGCCGACGCCUCAGCAAUGCUCCACGACCCCUGAAGAAACGGAGCUCAAUCACUGAGCCUGAGGGCCCACAGGGGCCUAACAUCCAGAAACUACUGUACCAGAGGUUCAACACGUUGGCAGGAGGCAUGGAAGGAGGCUCAGGCAAUACUUUCUACCAGCCUGAGUGCAUUUUGGGUGACAUGGACAACAUUCAUUCAUCAAAUGGGAAUGUAGAACCUGGUGACAAGCACAUCAGUAUGGCAACUGUGGAGGGUGAAGUUCAGAACUUGAACUCAGGCUCCCGCCGCUUGUCCCCUCCUUCAGUUGCCAUAGAAACUUCCAAGGAGACGACCGCAAAAGCAGAAACUACCAAUAGCGUUUCUCCAUCAGCCCAGCCCAGCCCAUCCCCUACACCUGAUAGGCCAGAGGACCAGAACAAUAACAACCAGAGAGGAUCUAGUCCCACAAAUACACAUAAAUCUGUAGGCCAUGCCUCCCCUUCUCCAUCACCUCCUGCCCCACCUUCACUGCCUAAGGUGAAGCGAACCAACUUGAAGAAGCCGUCUUCAGAGCGAACAGGCCACGGCCUGAGGGUCAAGUUUAACCCUCUCGCUCUGCUGCUGGACGCAUCGUUAGAGGGAGAGUUCGAUCUGGUGCAGAGGAUCAUAUAUGAGGUGGAAAAUCCCAGUAUGCCUAAUGAUGAAGGCAUAACUCCUCUUCAUAAUGCUGUCUGCGCCGGCCAUCACCAUAUUGUUAAGUUCCUGCUGGACUUUGGAGUAAAUGUAAACGCAGCCGACAGUGACGGAUGGACUCCUCUGCACUGUGCGGCUUCAUGUAACAGCGUCCACCUCUGUAAGAUGCUGGUGGAGUCGGGUGCCGCCAUUUUCGCCACAACAAUUAGUGACGUCGAAACAGCGGCAGACAAAUGUGAAGAAAUGGAGGAGGGCUAUACGCAGUGCUCUCAGUUCCUCUACGGGGUACAAGAAAAGUUGGGUGUGAUGAACAAAGGCCUGGUCUACGCUCUCUGGGACUACACGGCCCAGCAGGCCGAUGAGCUGUCCUUCAGCGAGGGCGACGCCCUCACCGUGCUGCGCCGGCGUGACGACACAGAGACAGAGUGGUGGUGGGCACGACUCAACGACCGUGAGGGAUAUGUACCCCGAAACCUGCUGGGGCUGUAUCCAAGGAUCAAGCCCAGACAACGCUCGCUGGCAUGAAGCCCAGAUCAGGAGCCACGUGCACGCUCGCGGAGGGCGCAUGCACACACGGGAGAGGAGCAGCAGCGUGUGGGCGGAAGCAUUAGCCGAGUAAGGAAGAACAAAGGAUGGAGGCAGUCGGGAGGCUGAGUGAGGGAAGGACGAAGGAAACAAAGAUGGAGCUCACAACUCUGAUGAAGCGACUUUUUUUCUGUUUGUUUGGAUGUAAUGCUGGAAUCACAGAGCCACUUUAUGGCAGGAUCAUAAUAUAUUUUCACUGAAGCGCUGCAAUUAGCAAGAAAUUGCUGAAUCUUAUUUUGAGCAACAGUAGCUUGGCAGCUUCACACGAGUUCAGUCGCAUGAGAGAAGCUGAACAGAAAAAAAAUGAAAGUUAUCCAUCAUUCGGAUGCAGCUUUGAGUUCUUCCAGCUCAGAACAUGAAAGCUUGAUCUCGGAAUUCUAAAGCUGUACCUGACAUUUACCCAAAUAACCUCGAUCUUUGAAUGCCGCUUUAUUUUUGUAUGGUGUUGAUAAAAACAAAAACAAAAAAACACCUUGAUGGAUCUUCAUAAAGCCGAGCUCAUCAACAGCAAAAUGAUGCUGUUUCUCAAUGGCAGUGACCAUCGUAUGUUGUCUGAAAACGCCUUUGCACCGUGUGGUGUGAAGGUUUAAAUGCAGUAAAUUUGCAGGCUCGAUCAGGUGAAGGUAUGUGUGAGAUGUGAAGAUGGAGAGAGGAAAGUGAGAAGAGAGAUAGUGUAACUCUUAAUGUGUGUGAGAGCAAGUCAGGUUUUGUCAGGUUGUUGACGGAGCAGCUAUACGCAGUGCUGGUCAGGAAUUGCAUGGGGAGUGCAACCGCAAUUUUACGAAGCAGAAUCCAGCAAGCUUUUGAUGCAUGGUGGCUGAGGUCCACAUCGACCCAUACGAGAAACAGAUGUUGACGAUAUAAUUUUAUGGCAUGGUUAAAAAAAAAGAAAGGCUUGAACUGAUAUCAAAAGAAUAUUUUGAUUCUGAUUUCACAAAACGAUAUAAGAAGCAUCUGUGAAUCGUUACGGAUGUCUCAGCCUUUUACUCUUCUGUAUUUAUGUUGACUCAGCUCUGCUGCAUGUUGUCAUAUUAACAUCUGCUCAACUGCAAAAUGGUUGCUGCUGGAAAGACACGGAGGAAAAGAAGGAAAACAAGAACGUGAGAAGUGAAUUUGUAAAAGCACCUGAAAAAAUGGGUUUAGAGGGGAAGGAGGAGGAGAAGGAAGUAAAGUGACAAUAAUUUCAUUUGAAAGAAAACCUCUGCCAGUGUUUACCUGUUAACACCUAAUUGGGGUCUGGCACAUGUUGGUCCUCAUACUGGGGCAAUGCUGGUACCAGGCUCUAAAACUAACAAUAUGAUAAAGCAGUGUUUCCCAUCGUGUUUAAGGAUUUUAUAUUUGUCAGUCCUUUCAAAUACAUCACAUAAAAGCACUUGUGGCUACUCUGUGUUGUCUUCAAAGUCAAGACAACAGUCGUCAAUGCAAACCCAACCUCGCCCUGCCACAUUUAAUGGUUGAGAAUAUAACUGUAUACAUUAUAGGGGCUGAAUUAGCUGAGAGUGAAUGAAGAAUCUAAAGUGAAAACAAUCAGUGUUACUUCUGAUUUAUUUUCUUUAUAUUUCCAUAUUUCAGUAGUUGUAUGAAAUCUCCUGGUUUGCUGUUUUAUUUAAAACAAAGCUUUUUCUAUUAUUGUUGUUAUUGUUAGACACAUUGCUCUUGUUUCUGUAUCUGUCAGUGCUGGCACCACUCACUGCUGCCACCCAGUGUACAGGAAGGCGUUGACACCAUGCGUCACGUCCUUUAACAUGCUGUGUAAAAUAUGAAGCAAUAAGUUGAGUGAUGUUUGAUGUGAGAAUGGCACAUUGGUCUGAGGAGUGUGAACCAUUACCUUGUGUAUAUGCAACCUGUAACUACACAUCUGAUGUACAAUAAUAAAGAAAUUAU
Messenger RNA from Chelmon rostratus (copperband butterflyfish), 5277 nucleotides. It is a transcript of the gene ppp1r13ba, whose product is annotated as protein phosphatase 1, regulatory subunit 13Ba. Gene Ontology annotation, cellular component: nucleus. NCBI's taxonomy places the organism in Eukaryota, Metazoa, Chordata, Actinopteri, Chaetodontiformes, Chaetodontidae. Bases 82 to 3333 code for a protein of 1083 amino acids. Gene Ontology annotation, molecular function: p53 binding. The transcript has 23 exons. The record is from RefSeq and is a predicted model, not a curated record. Gene Ontology annotation, biological process: regulation of apoptotic process.